Musa acuminata subsp. malaccensis (wild Malaysian banana) is the source of this 1761-nucleotide messenger RNA. RefSeq lists its product as uncharacterized. Gene Ontology annotation, cellular component: pre-snoRNP complex; nucleus. NCBI's taxonomy places the organism in Eukaryota, Viridiplantae, Streptophyta, Magnoliopsida, Zingiberales, Musaceae. The record is from RefSeq and is a predicted model, not a curated record. Gene Ontology annotation, biological process: box C/D snoRNP assembly; maturation of LSU-rRNA from tricistronic rRNA transcript (SSU-rRNA, 5.8S rRNA, LSU-rRNA); snoRNA localization.
GCGUAAUAACCCGGGCGGCUUCUUCCAUAAAACCCCAAGGAGGAACCCUAAAAGCCCUCGAACUGCUCUCUGCUACGACAUCUGCUAUGGGCGGACCGGAAUCCCCUCCAAACUCUAACCCUAAAAGUUCCUCUCUCUGCGUGGAGUGUGGCUCGAAUCCAUGGAAGUACCGUUGCCCCGGUUGCUCGAUCCUUACUUGCAGCCUUCCCUGCGUCAAAUCUCACAAGGAGCGCACCAGCUGCACCGGAAAGCGGAAUCGAACCGAGUUCGUGCCCCUCUCCCAAUUCGAUGACAAGCUCCUAUUCUCCGAUUACGACUUGUUGGAGGAGACGAAGAGGGUGACGGAAUCGGCUCAUCGGUUGAUUACUGGGUUCGGGAGCAAUUACAGAUUUCAUCUGCCAACGAGGCUUCGGAUGUUAAGGAAUGCGGCAAAUCGACGGAGGACUCGGCUGCUGAGCCUCCCACUUGGCAUGUCCAAGAGAGACAAAAACCAGUCCCGCUACAAUCAGAAGAAUAAUUGUAUUUAUUGGACUGUGGAGUGGAGAUUUCAUUCGACGGAUGUUGUCUUAUUUGACCAUGGUGUAGAUGAAUAUGGAAGCAUUUCUUCUGUAAUUGAGAAACAUCUAGCACCUAGCCCAUGGAAUAAUCAGCUGAGGCAAUUUUGUGAUAUAAGUUUGGAUGAUUUGAGUUUUUUCAUUCGGAAGAAUGCAAAGGGAACCAAGUCACCAUACCGUAAGCUGAACAUCAGAGCUCCCAUAGGUCAACAAUUGCAGAACACUGUGAUUGUGGAGUACCCUGUGAUAUAUGUUUUUCUUCCUUCACAUAAGUAUGAUUUUGAAGUUGAGAAAGAUGCAAAGUCGAUUUCUAGGAGUGAAGAAGCUCCAGUUUCUGCCAGUGGUAUCCCAAGCCCAAAGGGUAUUUUGUUCAGGGAAGAGAAAUUUGAAGAGGGUGAGAUGCCUUUGGACACGCAGGUUAUGGAUCUUAAGCAUUGCAGAACUUCUCAGUCUUCCCGUCAUUCUCAGAUUAAUAAGGAUGAUAUUAGAUCUGCGGAAGAAGGUUAUCACCAAGAUAGGUCAAUGCAAGUGGUAGCAACCAAAACUUUAGAACCUUUUCCUACCGAGAAGCAUCAGGCUGCUAGUGCAGAAACCAAGGACCAUCCGACUGAUGUAAUUCCAGAGAAUCUUUCUCAGGAUGAUAAAUUUGAUUUCCAGCAGGAAAUCAAAGAUGCAUAUUUGAACCUUAUGGGGGAAAUAGAUCCUGAUGAUUUUCUGUGUUUGGAUGGUGUUUAUAGUGGAGGGAAUGAAAUAGUAACAGAUAAUCCCCCAUAUUUUGGUGAUAACUUCUUGAGAGACGAGGAGUUAGAGGAAGGGGAAAUCCCAGGUUACUGAAGAUAAGUAUUGUCACUUAAGACAGCAGGCAUUUCGGAAGUAGACCAAAACUGUCAAUAUUUGAGAUUGAAUGAAAAUCAUCCUCUUUUUGGGUUAAACUAAACUAAUUUUAUGGGGCUGUCAUGGCAAGAACAAAGUCUGGGUAAGAUCACUAUAAUUUGAAAGAAAACAUUGCCAACUCUAAUUCGUGUGAAGAUCCCUAUCCGUGGAAGGAGAUAUAACCCCAUAUUUCAAUUUGUGUCUGAUGGUCGAUUCCUUCUUUUGAAGUGAUAUGAGAUAUGUUGUUCUAAAUCUGCUUCUUCUGUAUUCUUUUACAGUUUUGGGAAUUUAAGUUAGUGAAUAUGAGCAUGAGCAUGUUUAUCUUUGAUUAUUU